AUGUCUGUCGGCGCAACCGCUGACCGGCCCUCUGCCUGGUGGAGGGCCGGUUCUUCAAUGACCAUGGCCGAGAUCGGGGCUCUAUGUCGCGGCUUCUUGCUGGGACUGAGCAAGUUGGAGGUCAAUGGCUUAGAGUCGUUUACUGAGCUGCUCGAUUCCAGGCGAGAUCCUACCACGAGGACACGCGGAUUGAUUACUGUUUCGAACCAUAUAAGCGUGAUGGAUGAUCCUCUUAUGUGGGGGGCGUUGCCCUUGAAAUAUCACUUUAAUCUACCCUCGUACAAUCGACGCUGGGGCUUUGGCAGUCAUGACAUCUGUUUUGCUACUCGACCUGGCGCCAUAUUUUUCACACUGGGUCAAGUCCUGCCUACCCACCGUCUUGCUUAUUCACCUCACGGCGGCCUAUUCCAGUCAACCAUAACACAAGGCAUCCGCUUGCUCUCAAAGGGACCCUUCCCGGCUGACCCUCAUUUCGCCAAAGUUGAUAUGCAGCGUUGGAGCUCUCGCAGUGUCUGUGUUGAUCCAUUCUCCGAGCUUCCUACCGCAUACACCACCACCGGAGAGGAUGCGACCAUCGCCCCGUCGGCAUACUCCUGCAACUCGCACUCGUGGAUCCAUAUAUUCCCCGAGGGGAAAAUUCACCAAACCCCGCAGAAGAUUAUGAGAUACUUUAAAUGGGGAGUGUCUCGGCUCAUUCUGGAGUCUUCGGAAUGCCCAGACGUCGUUCCAAUCUGGAUAGAAGGCACCGAUGAAGUCAUGCACGAAGACCGCAAAUUCCCUCGCUUUUUACCGCGGCCCUUCAAGUCGAUCAGCGUCACAUUUGGCAACAAAGCAGAUCGAGAAGCCAUCUUUGGCGACCUCCGGCGUAGGUGGAAACAGUUACGAGAAAAGGCAGAAAAGGCCAAUCCUGCUGUGGCCCAGCUUCCUCUGGGUGUCCUAAGUGAGGAGCUGAUGUUCGACAAAGAGGCCGUCCAGCUCCGAGAAGAAUGCACAAGAAAAGUUCGCGAGCUUGUAUUAGAAGUGCGCCGGUCUAGAGGCCUCCCCGACGAGGAUCCAAAGGCAAGCUUGGUCGACACCUGGAUCCAAGAAGGGCCGAAGAAGGAGGGGAAGAUGAAGGAUGACUCUUGGUUCUCCAUGCCCAAAAAAUAUAACAAAUACGCCUCUAUCAAACCCGCUAACACCGUCCACCCGUCGCUACAAGGGUCGUCCACUGGUCGGCAACAUGGCUCCUCGUCAGCCUCUGGGGACCGCUCGGUAAACGACCUCAUCCACCACCUACGUCGCACCCAGGUAAAUACCCCCGGGGAGGGCUCUGCGAAUACGAACACGAGCACUGCUCUUCCACGAACAUUGCAUCCGACUCUUAGGAAUAUCUUUGCCGUUCCAGAGACGCCGCCACCACGACCCCGAAACAAUGCGAGAGCGCGGUUUCGUAGGACCCCAGGUCCCCCUCCUCCGUCUAGCUGGCUCGAGAAUACUACACCGGAUGAUACAAGAACAAGGAAAAGAGAGGGUGUGUCUGUAGGCGAUAGUCAAGUGCUUCACCGUCUUGAAAGGCUGCCUGGGGUGACGUUCCCGCCGAAAGAUAGCCUACAGCACAUGCUUUUGAAGUCUAUGGCGACUAAUUGGAUGUGGCAUGUGGAUUAUGAUGGCGAAUUCUUGCUGGAGCUUCCUGAUCGCAUCAAAAUUUUACUGUUGAGCUACAUCGGCAUGUACUCGCGGGACGUUCAUCAGAAUUUCCGGGCGUAUGGACUAUACAAUCUAUUUGCGAUCUCAAACGAAGACAACAUCAGUAUGGUAAAGGACAUCACCCGUCUUGAUAUGAGCACUGCAGUGGGCUCUUGGAUCAGCGUCAAAGCCUUAAGUAGCCAGCUUCUUGUCCCCGCCCCGGCAAGAAAUUCAGCAACUAUCCAAGAAGAGAAGGUUAUUCCUGUGUCAUGGGACGAUGCUGCUGAUGUUGAACAAGACUUUGACCCGGUGCUUUUUCCAUCGUCACCAUUGUCCAAGCCGACAUCCCAUAUCCUUCGGUUUUCCAACUUGAGAUAUUUGUCGCUGGCGCAUCCAAACCCUGUAAAUGCUAAAUGGGGGUCGCUUCUCAGCAUGCUUCCCCACAUUUCUACGCUGACCCAUCUCUCUCUUGCCCACUGGCCCAUACCAACAUUUACUCCAAACGCAAUCCACACCCGCGUCCGCCAUCCUACCAUUCCGUCUCUCACAUUUGCCGCUGGUGGAACAGACACGUAUACAGCCGAUGAGAACAACUGGGUCGAAGCAGCGGGCAUUCUUCGCAAGCUUUGUCGUGCCACUUAUUGCCUCAAGUGGCUUGACCUCGAAGGCUGCGGUGAAUGGCUCGGCGCUCUAAGUUGGGAUGGUCGCGCUACGGACGGUGGACAGCCAUACGCCUCCCCAUGGCCUGAAUGGAACGGAUCGUGGCGAGAUAUCGAGUGGAUUGGCCUGGGACCGGGAUGGCUCCCUUCAUGCAAAGGCGUUGAUGAUGACAGUGCCUCGUCGGCUCUCCCACUUGGAGCAUCCAUGCACGCCAAUUUCCCACCGGGCGUCCGCCUCAUAGUCGAAGAGUCACUACCUCCACGUGCCGGCCCAGACGACCUAACAUCUAUUUUGACCGAUGACGACUUACGACAAGCCAAUCUAGCAAUUGAAAGACAGAAGCGAGUCAACGAAUGGAAAGCCUAUGAGGAUGAACUCCGCAAGGCUCGCAAAGUAGAAAAUCACGUCCAUGCCAUCAGACGCGAACGUGGCGGGAAAUGGAUUCAUUUUUCAUUUGGCGGCGACGGUGACGAGGAGAGGAAACUGUUGGAGAAGGCUUUGAGAAAUAUAGACAGGCGGUAG
Talaromyces rugulosus is the source of this 2850-nucleotide messenger RNA. RefSeq lists its product as uncharacterized. Lineage: Eukaryota; Fungi; Ascomycota; Eurotiomycetes; Eurotiales; Trichocomaceae. Gene Ontology annotation, cellular component: mitochondrial membrane. Gene Ontology annotation, molecular function: 1-acylglycerophosphocholine O-acyltransferase activity. Gene Ontology annotation, biological process: cardiolipin acyl-chain remodeling; inner mitochondrial membrane organization. The coding region runs from base 1 to 2850 and encodes 949 amino acids. The transcript has 5 exons. The record is from RefSeq and is a predicted model, not a curated record.